Messenger RNA from Colletotrichum graminicola M1.001, 894 nucleotides. Its product is annotated as short chain dehydrogenase. Lineage: Eukaryota; Fungi; Ascomycota; Sordariomycetes; Glomerellales; Glomerellaceae. The transcript has 3 exons. The coding region runs from base 1 to 894 and encodes 297 amino acids. The record is from RefSeq and is a predicted model, not a curated record.
AUGGAUUACAAUGCGCUCUUCAGAGUUGAUGGCAUGGUGGCCGUCGUCACCGGCGGAGGCACUGGCAUUGGCCUCAUCAUGGCUAAGGCUCUCGCCACCCAUGGCGCCGCGAAGGUGUACAUCCUGGGGCGUCGUCUCAAUGUGCUCGAAGACGCCGCCAAGGGCCACCCCAACAUGAUCCCGCACAAGUGCGAUGUCACCUCGAAGGAAGACCUCCAGGCCGCUGUCGACCGCGUCACUAAGGAGGUCGGAUAUGUCAAUCUCGUCGUCGCCAACUCCGGCGUCGUUGGGCCCGCGGUCCGCUACAACCCGUCCCUUUCAGUCUCGGAACUGCGCAAGGUUCUCUUCACCGACUUUUCCAUGGGAGACAUGACCGAGGUCUUGAAUGUCAACGUCACGGCCGCCUUCUUCACCAUGUCGGCUUUCCUCGAGCUGCUCGAUGCCGGAAACAAGAACGCACUCAAGGGCGGCUUUGGCAAGCCCGACAAGGAGGGAAGCGAUGUAGUGGCCAUCCAGAGCCAGGUCGUCUUCACCAGCAGCAUUUCCGCCUAUAGCCGACACUACGCUUCCUCACCACCGUACAUGGCAAGCAAAGUCGCAAUCAUGCACCUCACAAAGCACGCCAGCAGCCAGCUAGGCAGGCUUGGCAUCCGCGCCAACGGCCUGGCCCCGGGAUUGUUUCCUUCGGACAUAGCUGCGGGAAUGAUUGGUGACCGCAAGCCCGAGAAUGAGGCGACUAAUGACGAGAGGUUCAUUCCUGCCCGAAGGUUUGGCGGGGACGAGGAAAUGGCUGGGACUAUUUUGUACCUGGCGGGUCGCUCAGGAAGCUACUGUAAUGGUUCCAUCAUGGUUACAGAUGGCGGUCGGUUGAGUCUCAUGCCCGGCACAUACUAG